UUGACUAAUCUUUGUAAAGCCAGACAAGAAAAAAAAACCCAGAUGUUCUGGACUUCUGGUUCGUAAUUCGUUUUUCGUUGAUUUCGUAAAUCAAAUCAAACGGGAAGAAUAAUGAGUGCGCUGAGAAAAACGGUGCUGCAUAAUUUCAAAAAAUUGCACAGAACACGUCUGCGAGUGUUUGAUGGUGACGAAAGAGCUUUAAUUGCAGCUAGAACUAAAAUUAACGAGGAAUUUAAUAAAAAUAAACAUGUUAAAGAUGAGGACGCUAUCAGAGCAAUGAUUCAGUUUGCAGAAGAUGUUGAAAGAGAGUUGAGAUGUCAAGUUAUUCAAGCAAGAGAAGUUAAACCUGGCGUUUUUGAGGCUAAGAUCACAGAUGACACCUUAAAAAUAGAUAAUAUACCGUACAAUGAUAGUGCAAUACCAGACGAAGCUGUACCUGGACAAAAACCGUGUUGUCAGGAUCAAGUGAAGAAUACACAGUUAUAAGAAAAUAUGCUACUUUAAUGAGAUUUUAUUUAUUUGUAGAUAUAUAGGUAGAAGAUGAAUAGUUGUAGUCUGUAGACUUAAGGUUACUAAAUGGAAUUAAAAUAUAUCUGUUAGCAUUA
Maniola jurtina (meadow brown) is the source of this 605-nucleotide messenger RNA. RefSeq names its product complex III assembly factor LYRM7. Gene Ontology annotation, biological process: mitochondrial respiratory chain complex III assembly. The record is from RefSeq and is a predicted model, not a curated record. NCBI's taxonomy places the organism in Eukaryota, Metazoa, Arthropoda, Insecta, Lepidoptera, Nymphalidae. Bases 112 to 486 code for a protein of 124 amino acids. The transcript is spliced from 4 exons.